Messenger RNA from Callithrix jacchus (white-tufted-ear marmoset), 6444 nucleotides. It is a transcript of the gene CCND2, whose product is annotated as cyclin D2. The record is from RefSeq and is a predicted model, not a curated record. NCBI's taxonomy places the organism in Eukaryota, Metazoa, Chordata, Mammalia, Primates, Cebidae.
UGCCUAGCCAGCUUGCGUCACCGCCUCAGAGCGGAGAAGAGCGAGCUGGGGAGAGCAAGACCAGUUUGAAGGGGAGGACCGGUGCGAGUGAGGCAGACCCCGAGGCUCUGCUUGCCCACCGCCCAAUCCUCGCCCCUCUUCUGCUCCACCUUCUCUCUCUGCGCUCACUUCUUCCCCGAACCCCCUUAUUCAGCCAAAGGAAGGAGAUCGGGGGAACCCUUUCCCUUCCCCUUCCAAAAAACAAAAAACACAUUUCCAGUCCGCAGAAAGUAGGGGAGAGAAGGGUCGCCGGGCUGGCCAUGGAGCUACUGUGCUGCGAGGUGGACCCGAUCCGCAGGGCCGUGCGGGACCGCAACCUGCUACAGGACGACCGCGUCCUGCAGAACCUGCUCACCAUCGAGGAGCGCUACCUUCCGCAAUGCUCCUACUUCAAGUGCGUGCAAAAAGACAUCCAGCCCUACAUGCGCAGGAUGGUGGCCACCUGGAUGCUGGAGGUCUGUGAGGAACAGAAGUGCGAAGAAGAGGUCUUCCCUCUGGCCAUGAAUUACCUGGACCGUUUCUUGGCUGGGGUCCCGACUCCAAAGUCCCAUCUGCAACUCCUGGGUGCUGUCUGCAUGUUCCUGGCCUCCAAGCUCAAAGAGACCAGCCCGCUGACUGCGGAGAAGCUGUGCAUUUACACUGACAACUCCAUCAAGCCUCAGGAGCUGCUGGAGUGGGAGCUGGUGGUGCUGGGAAAGUUGAAGUGGAACCUGGCAGCUGUCACUCCUCACGACUUCAUUGAGCACAUCUUGCGCAAGCUGCCUCAGCAGCGUGAGAAGCUGUCUCUGAUCCGAAAGCAUGCCCAGACCUUCAUCGCUCUGUGUGCCACCGACUUUAAGUUCGCCAUGUACCCGCCAUCGAUGAUCGCAACUGGAAGUGUGGGAGCAGCCAUCUGUGGCCUCCAGCAGGAUGAGGAAGUGAGCUCGCUCACUUGCGAUGCCCUGACUGAGCUGCUGGCUAAGAUCACCAACACAGACGUGGAUUGUCUCAAAGCCUGCCAGGAGCAGAUUGAGGCAGUGCUCCUCAAUAGCCUGCAGCAGUACCGUCAGGACCAGCGCGACGGAUCCAAGUCGGAAGAUGAACUGGACCAAGCCAGCACCCCUACAGACGUCCGGGAUAUCGACCUGUGAGGAUGCCAGUCGGGCCGCAAGAGAGGCGCACUCAUAAUCUGCUCUCUCCUUCUUUCUGGUUAUGUUUUGUUCUUUGUGUUUUAGGGUGAAACUUAAAAAAAAAAAAUCUGCCCCCACCUAGAUCAUAUUUAAAGAUCUUUUAGAAGUGAGAGAAAAAGGUCCUAUAAAAGCCGAAUAAUAAAAAGCAUUUGGUGCCUAUUUGAAGUACAGCAUAAGGGAAUCCCUUGUAUAUGCGAACAGUUAUUGUUUGAUUAUGUAAAAGUAAUAGUAAAAUGCUUACAGGAAAACCUGCAGAGUAGUUAGAGAAUAUGUAUGCCUGCAAUAUGGGAACAAAUUAGAGGAGACUUUUUUUUUUCAUGUUAUGAAUAGCACAUACACCCCCUUGUAGUAUAAUUUCAAGGAACUGUGUACGCCAUUUAUGGCAUGAUUAGAUUGCAAAGCAAUGAACUCAAGAAGGAAUUGAGAUAAGGAGGGACAUGAUGGGGAGGGAGUACAAAACAAUCUCUCAACAUGAUUGAACCAUUUGGAAUGGUUUUGCUCUCAGCCACCUGUUACUAAGUCAGGAGCAUGGUUGGAUCUCUGCAUUACGUUCUCUCGCUGUCUACAGUAGCUGCUACCUAAAAAAGAUGUUUGAUUUUGCCAGUUGGACACAGGUGACAGGCUCCUGGGUUUCAUGUUCUGUGACAUCCUGCUGCUUCUUCCAAAUGCAGUUCAUUGCAGACACCACCGUAUUGCUAUCUAACGGGGAAAUGUAGCUAUGGACCAUAACCAAAACUCACAUGAAACGGAGGCAGAUGGAGACCAAGGGUGGGAACCAGAAUGGAAUCUUUUCUGUUAUUCUAUUUAAAAGGGUAAGAUGGCCUUGGCAUUUCUUCUUAGAAAACAAAACUAAUUUUUGGUGCUGAUUGGCAUGUCUGGUUCACAGUUUAGCAUUGUUAUAAACCAUUCCAUUCGAAAAGCACUUUGAAAAAUUGUUCCCAAGCGAUAGAUGGGAUGGUUUAUGCAAGUCAAGCUGAGUGCUCCUCUUCUCUUCCUGCCCCCAGUCUGGGUUACUCUUCGCUUCUAUUAUCGGACGUUCUUUGGUACACAGUUCUGGUGUUCCUACCAGGACUCUUGAGACACCACCCCCUUUCUGCUGACAUUCCCAUCACAACAUUCCUCAGAAAAGCCUGUAAACUGCCAUUCUCAUGGCGCAGAAGGAUCUUAAUUCCCAUCUCUGUACUUCUCCUUUGGACAUGGAAAGAAAAGUUAUUGCUGGUGCAAAGAUAGAUGGCUGAACAUCAGGGUGUGGCAUUUUGUUCCCUUUUCUGUUCUUUUUCUUUUUGUUUGUCAUUGUUAAUUUUAUUGCAAAGUUGUAUUCAGCGUACUUGAAUUUUUUUUUCCUCUCCACUUCUUAGAGGCAUUCAGUUAGCAAAGAGGUUGGAGCAACAACUUUUUUUUUUUUUUUUUGCACAAUUGUAAUUGAUAGGUAAUGAAGCUAUUUGUUAAAAUAUUUGCCUUUUCAAGUAAAAAACAAAAAUCAGAACAGGGCUACUUUGAAGAAUUACUUUAUACACAGAUUCUGCCUUGUUUCACAGUAUGAGGGUUGAAGAUGGGAAAAAAUCUAAGGGUCUCUUAUUUUUUCAUUUUGUUUUGUUCAGUUUUUUUUUUUUUUUUGCGCUGCUAAGAAGCUAAAAUCAUCCAUCCUUAUUCACAUUGACAGUACCUAGCUGUAAUGUUUCACAGAGUGUGCUGCUAUUUUAUAAACAUUUUUAUAAUAUAUUAUUUUACUGCUUAAAUUCCAGGUCCUGAAGUAGAUGGUUCAGAUAGGAGUUCUUUGUACUGGAAAAGCCCUUCCGUAGUUUGCUUUCUUCUCGUAGCCUAUUCAUGGUUUUUUUUUUUUUUUCUUUUUGGUUUUUUGGUUUUUUUUUUUUUUCCUCUGAUCACAUUGUUCAAAGACGGAGUAUUCUUUACCUCAGGUUUACUGGACGAAAUCAAUAACUACAAGACAAUGAUUCACUUUUGUUUUCAUUAUACCUCACAACCGUACAGUUUCUGCCUGGGAGCCCACUCAUGUGAGGGAUACAGAAGAGUGUGAGCAGGGCCGAACUCCCGCUCAGGUGGAAGGCAGGGCGGUCUCACUCCCAGGGACCUUUUUGGUCAUGGAGGCCAUUGGGCUCCCAGUUUGAUCCCGGUAUCCUCAUCAUGAUGGAAAAAAUACGUUGAACCAAGGGAUCCUCCCUCCCCUGCAAGGCAGACGUUCAGUACAAACAUCGUGAUUUGCACUUAGGUACCAGGUAUCAGGAAACAGACUAAAAAGAAUUCCAGCAGGCUGUAUGGAGAGCCUCAUCUUGCAGCUUUUUCAAAAGCGGGGCUUCAUCUGCAAAGGACCCUUUCAUCUUGAAGUUUUUUCCUCCGUCUUUCCCCUUCCCUGGCAUGGACACCUUGAGUUUAGGAUCAUCUCUGCAGAUUUCCUAGGUCUGAAUCUGUGAGUAGAUGAAUCUGCAGCAAGCCACAUGUGUGGUGCUUCCUUCUCCCUCCUCUGUCUCAAACUGUGCAGGCAAGCACUAUGCAAGCCCAGGUCCUCUGCUAAGCGGUACUAAAUGGUUUUCGGGUUUUCAAUCACACUGAAGUGGCAGGACAAUAAAAAUAGGUCAGAUAAAUAUGGGAUGGUAGUUGAAGGGAGGUGAAGAGGCUGCUUCUCUGUGAGGUGAAAUUCCAGAUGAGUCAGUCUCCAGGGAAGUGUGUUUAGAAAUGUUCAGGACUUUGUAGUUAGCAUGACCCUAAAAUUCUAGGGGAUUUCUGGUGGGACAGUGGGUGGUGAAUUCUGAAGUUUUGGAGAAGAAGGUGGAGCAGCCAGCAAGUUAGCCAGAGUUUUCUCAAGAGCCAGCUUUGCUCAGCACACUCUCCUGGGCCCCAAGACGUCCCACAGAAUGGGGAAAGUGGGAACUCUGGAGUUCUUGGGAAUCUUUGAGCCUAAAGAGGAAACGAGGUGCAAAUUCAUUUCAUGGCGACUGACCCUUGAGCUUAAACAGAAGCAGCAAAUGAAAGAACCCGACAUAUAAGGAAGGGCACAGGCCUCUCCGACUCUAUUUACAAUCUGUAACUUUCCACUCUUCCUGUCGCCCUGAGGCCCCUGAGUCCUAGCUUUUCUCGUUCCCAUCCUUGGGGCCUUGGUGGUGAUGGGUAUGGGGCUGUUGAUGGGAAGGUGCCGGGUUGUUGGGCUUUUUGCCUGCUCCCUGCUUAAACAAAAGAACGAAUCCCGAAUAUGUCCAAAAUCCAGAAUCUUGGAUUUUGCCCUCUUUUUGGAUCUCGGUCUCCUUGGUAGGAGUUUGUUCCAGAGGGGUUCUCCCUGUGGAUUUGAACUCGUUCUUUUUUUGUUGUUGUUCUUUCUCUUUUUCUCACCUUCCACUAAAGGGGUUCCAAAUUUACCUGGUCUUUUUCUACCUUACUGUCUUUGUAUCUCGUCUUUACUUCCACCUGUUUGUUUUCUCUCCAUCAGUGGGGGCUGAGUCAUUCCCCCGGCCUGCCAAAUUGUAAUCCUUCCCCUCUUUUGGCCAGAUCCUAGGGGGAAGAAAUCCUAGUAUGCCAAAAAUAUAUGCUAAGCAUAAUUAAACUCCAUGCGGGUCCAUAAUAGCCAAGAAGCCUGCAGGAGAAAGCCGAGGGCAGUUCCCUCUGGAGAACACCCCAUGCGUGCUGAGAGGCAAGCUCCUUCAAGAAGGAGCUGCUCUUCCAGGAGGCUUUGUUUUGAACUGCCCCAGGACCCCACUGGAGAGCACAGCAUGCCUUACCCCUGGGUUACCCUUGGUCUGUGUGCUCUGUACUGGAGGCUCUGUUCUGCCUCUUACAAGCCAGGUCAGGGGCACACAUGGCUUACGUGACAAAGCCAGAGAGGAGAAGACAACCCUGACAGCGUCACACUGCAUCCCUUUCCUAGCAGGAUGGAGCUGCCGCUUUCCUGCUGUCUAGCACCUCUAGGGCCUCUCCGGACUGUGCCCAGGGAGCUCUGGGACUGAAAGGUUAAGAACAUUAGGCAAGAUCAGAUGACUUUCUCAAAGAGGGCAGGGGAAUUUUCUCUCCAUGGGCCACAGGGGACAGGGCUGGGAGAAGAAAUAGACUUGCACCUUAUGUCAUGUAAAUAAUUGAUUUUCUAGUUCAAGAAGAUAAUAUUGGUAGUGUGGGAAUUGGAGGUAGGAAGGGGAGGAAGUCUGAGUAAGCCAGUCGGCUUGUAAGCCCAAAGGAUUCCUCUUUAUCUCUGAGACAGUCCAACCUUGAGAAAAGCUUUAAAAGGGAAAUUAAUGCUGAGACGAUAAAGUCCCCUUAAGCCAACAAACCCUCUGUAGCUAUAGAAUGAGUGCAGUCUUCUGUUGGUGUGGACUCAGAGCGAUUUACAAGAGCUGUUCAUGCAGCCAUCCAUUUGUGCAAAAUAGGGUAAGAAGAUUCCAGAGGAUGUUUAUUGCUUCCUCAUACCACAUGGCUUUUGAUGAUUCUGGAUGAAAUGACCCAGAAUGGUCAUUUCAGGCACAACGAUACUACAUUCGUGUGUCUCUGCUUUUAAACUUGGCUGGGCUUUCAGACCCUAUUCUUGGCUCAGGUUUUAAGAAGCCAUCAGCAAAUGGGUACGUGCUCGCUGGAGCUGCAGCCUUCAUUCCUUUGCCUGCAGCCUACUCUGGGGAAAUAAAGUGCCUUACUGACUGUAGCCAUUACAGUAUCCAAUGUCUUUUGACAGGUGCCUGUCCUUGAAACACAAAGUUUCUGUUUUUAUUUUUAAUUGGUUUAGUUCUUACUGCUGGCCAACUCUUACGUCCCCAGCGAAUCACUGGGCCAUUGGAUUUUUUCCAUUAUGUUCAUUACCCUUAUACCAUGUACCUCAGCUCUCUCUCUUCUCUCUCUCAGUUAUGGUUUCUCGUCUUGGACUUUUUUCUUUUCUUUUCUUUUCCUUUUUUUUUUUUUUUUUGCUUUAAAACGAGUGUGAUGCCAUAUCAAGUCAAUGUUAUUCUCUCACAAUGUACUCUAUAAGAGGUGUGGGUGUGUAUUUGGUCAGGACGUUAGAAAGUGCUGAAGUAGCAUGAUCAGUGUAUGCAGAAAGGUUUUUAGGAAGUAUGGCAAAAUGUUGUAUUGGCUGUGAUGGUGACAUGAUAGAGUCAGCUGCAUUUUAAGACGUCUUAUCUGUUCAGUAUUAAGUGAUUUAAAAAAAUAAUAACCUGUUUUCUGACUAGUUUAAAGAUGGAUUUGAAAAUGGUUUUGAAUGCAAUUAGGUUAUGCUAUUUGGACAAUAAACUCACCUUGACCUAAA